Scheffersomyces amazonensis is the source of this 3332-nucleotide messenger RNA. It is a transcript of the gene ASG1, whose product is annotated as Asg1p. The transcript has a single exon. Gene Ontology annotation, biological process: DNA-templated transcription; positive regulation of transcription by RNA polymerase II. The record is from RefSeq and is a predicted model, not a curated record. The coding region runs from base 343 to 3258 and encodes 971 amino acids. NCBI's taxonomy places the organism in Eukaryota, Fungi, Ascomycota, Pichiomycetes, Serinales, Debaryomycetaceae. Gene Ontology annotation, molecular function: DNA-binding transcription factor activity, RNA polymerase II-specific; zinc ion binding; sequence-specific DNA binding. Gene Ontology annotation, cellular component: nucleus.
UUUUUUUUUUAUCUCAAAUAAGCUUCUGACAAAUUAGUUGGGACAUAGAAAAAAUCAGACAGAACGGGAACGGCCAAGACAAUACCCAAAAACUGGAGAAGUAGUUAAAUUUUCAGUUAUUACAGUUUGAAUAAGUUAUAGUUGGAAUUGUCUGAACAUUCUUGUCUGAACAAUCUAGUGUUUAAGUUGUGCUCAUACUUUUUAUAGAACAAACUGGUUGAUAUCAUUGAAGAGUUAUCACCAGUUGUAAUCUGCUCAUUUUCCACCAUUCAUUAAAUUUCUAUCGUAUUCAAUUAAUAAUCCCCCUCCCUCCACCCCAAUAGGUAUAACCAACUAAUUAUCAUGGUUAAAAGAGAAAUUAAUGACGAGAGCACAAUUCCGUCCAACUCCGAUGUCUCGAUAACUCCAACAACUUUAUCAGAUACGACCUUAUUUUCAUCAGCCAAUAUUCAUAAUUAUCCUCCAGUUUCAUCAAUAGAUUCGACUUCAAUGUCAAAGGAUGGUUCAAGUAGUAUAUCUUCAAUAUCUCAAUUUCCUCCAACUCCAAAUGUUAAUAGUUCAACAUUAGCCGAAAAUAAAAGGAGAAGAGUUACCAGAGCUUGUGAUAAUUGUCGACAAAAGAAAGUUAAAUGUGAUGGUAAACAACCUUGUAUUCAUUGUACUGUUUAUUCAUUUAAAUGUACUUAUGAUCAACCAAAUAUAAGAAAUAAAAAGAAUAGUGGUAUACCAAUUCCUGCUCAACCAUCAGCAACAGUAUUAGCAGCUGCAGCAGCUGCAGCAGCAGCUUCAAAUUCAACUUUAUCAAGUGAUAUGUUUCCUAAUAGAAAUUUAAUUGCUUGUCAAAAUAUUAUAAAUACUCUUUUACCAAAAUUAAAAUUAAAUGUUUUUGAUUUAAAUUUUAAUUUUGAUGUUGAAAGAUUUCAAAGAGCUCAUCAAUAUGUAGAUUCUAAACAUGGAACUCAAUCAUUAAAUGAAAUUUCUGAAUUAUAUUUAGAACCAACUUCAAUGCUGUCACCAAUUGCAAUUAAUUCUCAUGAUCGACAAUCAUCAGUUCUGUCAAAUGAUGAUUUAUCACUUGGAAAAGAAAUUAAAUUAUAUUUACCAAGUAAAGAAAUUGCCUUACAAUUAAUUUAUACAACUUGGAAUAAAGCUUGUGUAUUAUUCAGGUUUUAUCAUCGUCCUCUGUUAUUAGAAGAAGUUGAUUUAUUAUAUUCUCUUGAUCCUUAUAAUUAUGGUGAUAGACAACAAAAAUUCUUACCAUUUUUAUAUUCAAUUUUAGCUUGUGGAUCAUUAUUCUCUAAAACAAAUGAUAAUAGUUCACCAAGUCAUAAUGAAAAUUUAGAAGAUGAAGGAUUUAAAUAUUUCUUAGAGGCAAGAAAAUUAAUUGAUAUAAGUAAUGUAGGAGAUAUUAAUUCAAUUCAAACAAUUGUUAUGAUGAUUAUGUAUUUACAAUGUUCAGCAAGAUUAUCAACUUGUUAUUCAUAUAUUGGUAUAGCACUUAGAAGUGCAUUAAAGGAAGGUUUACAUCGUAAUUUACUGAUAUUUCAAAAUUCAAGACGUAAAUUAGAUCCAAUUGAAGUUGAUACAAGAAAGAGAUUAUUUUAUACAAUUUAUAAAAUGGAUAUUUAUAUUAAUUCUUUAUUAGGAUUACCAAGAUCACUUAAUGAAGAUGAAUUUGAUCAAGAAUUACCAACAGAAUUAGAUGAUGAAAAUAUUACAAGAAAUGAAUAUCUUCUGGAUAAACAAGAAGGACGUUUAAGUUCUUCAGGAUGCGCAAAUCAACAUACAAAAUUAAUGUUAAUUUUAUCUCAUAUAGUUAAGAAAUUAUAUCCAAUUAAAGUUAAACAAAAUAAUACUCCAUUAUUAACUACUGAUAGUAUUCAUGUUAAAGUUACUGAACUUGAACUUGAAUUAAAAACUUGGUUAGAUAAUUUACCAGCAGAAUUAAAACCUACUGAUCCAAAUGAUUAUAAUGUAGGUAAUAAUAUUCCCGAAAGAUAUUUAUUGGCUAAUUAUUAUUUACAUCUUGCCUUUUUAAAUUGUCAAAUUAUGCUUUAUCGUCCAUUUAUACAUUUUAUUAGUGAUGGAGGAGGAGUUCAAACUAAUAGUCAAAAUUCUGAUCCAAGAUCAUUAAUUAGAGGUAGAAAUUGUAUUAAAGUUGCUCGUUUAGUAGUUAAAUUAGCCGAUAAAAUGAUUGCAAAAAAUCUUUUGGUUGGAACUUAUUGGUUUUCAAUGUAUACUAUAUUUUUUUCAAUUGCAUGUUUAAUUUAUUAUUUCCAUUUUGCUAAUUAUCAUAAUAAUAAUCCUAAUAAUCCAAAUUUUCAAAGUGGAGCUAAUUAUGUUGGAGUACUAUUUGAUGAUGAUUUAAAUAUUGAUAUGAUUAAAAAAGAUAUUGAAGUAGGUAGAAGAUUAUUAGAUCAUUUAAAGAAUAGUUCUAGUGCAUCUACUAGAAUUUAUAAUAUUUUAAAUACAUUAUUUGAACAAUUAAAUAGAAGAACAGCUAAUUCUUCAAGAUUUAGAACUAAUAUAUUAAGUCAAUCACCAUCAAGUGCAACUCCAGGAAAAUCAGAAUCAACUCCUGGUAAUGCAGCUAUUAAAAGUACCUUUGUUAAUUUUGAUAAAAUUAAUAAAUUUGAUACAAAUAAUAAACCACCAACGGCGCAAGACUUUGGAGCUUAUGCUCGAGAUAAAAAUCAAUCAUUAGGACAAUUAUUUACUGAUGCAAGUUUAGCAACUUUUGAAGCAAGUUCACUUGCUAAUAAGACUUCACAAGGUAGGAAAGGAUCAGGUAGUGGGAUUUCAUUUCUUAAGACUGAAACUCCUGAACAAACAGCUGAACUUAUUGGGAAUACAUCAUCUGAAAGUCAAUCAUUACCAUUAAUUGAUGAUGAACAACAACAAACUGGUCAAAAUGCUACAUCUAAUAAUCGAGAUGAUUUUAAAAGUAAUUAUAUGCCAGGACCAUUUGAUAAAUUAGAUGCACAAAUAUUUGGAAGAAUUCUUCCACCUUAUAUGUUAGAAAAGAAUGCCGAAAGAUCAUCAUCCACUUCAGGAGGAGGAGGAGGGGUUACAACAACUCAAGUAUCUGAUUCAAAUGUUUCAACUAAUCCACCUCAAAUUCCUGGACCUUUAGGUGAACCAGCAGGUCAAUUAUCUAAUUUGAAUCUUGAUUCAUUUGAUUUCUCUAGUUUAGGUGAUCCUAAUAAUUUAGAUUUUUUAGACCCUUACAGCUCAGUUUACAGUGAUUUCAAAGGUUAAAUUCCUUUGUAUAUUUAUUAAUGUAAUUUUACAAUGUCUAACUAGCUACGAAUCAUGUCUCUAUAUGUACUGUG